Molecule: messenger RNA, 459 nt
Organism: Dentiscutata heterogama
Lineage: Eukaryota; Fungi; Glomeromycota; Glomeromycetes; Diversisporales; Gigasporaceae
Source: the annotation of a GenBank genome assembly
AUGAAUUCCAAUUUUAUUUCGAUUGAAGAAUCUGAUGUUUACCCAAUUAAAUGUAAAAAUGGAAUAUCAGUUUUUAUCCCUCCAGGUUACUCACCAAUUCUUAUUAGUAAAGAAGUCACGAAAAAUUUGAAAACAAUCAAGGAAUUUCCAGAAUUAAAUAUACGUGUUCCAGCAUUGAUCUAUAAUCCUGUUAAGCGUCCACAAAACUCUUUUUUAUUAUUCAGAAAUAAAAUAAAAGAUGAAAUAAUUAAAGAUAAUCCAAAUAUAGACACUCGUCAAAUUUCAAAAAUCGCAGGGAAUAAAUGGAAAAAACUAUCAGAAUAUGAAAAAUCGCGAUAUAAGCUACAGUCCGAAAGACUAAGAAUGCAAUUCAAAUCCAAAAACUUAAAAUGUAAAUAUAAAACAAGAAAACAACAUUUACUUAAAAGUCUUUCAGUGCUCUUUCAAUCAAUUAUUUAG